AUGCAUGAAUAUGUGCAUGAUUAUUUUCAAUAUGGGAGACCUGAAUUAAUCAAUAAAAUAUCAAGAAAAGCUCUAGCUAUGAGGAAAAGUUUUAAGCCCAAGAGCAUUUAUAACAACGAAGACCAUUUAGUGUAUUUAUCGCCUCUGCAGAAAGCGCGUAGGAGUUUACGAGAAGCUUUAAGAAAAGCUGCUCAAAAUAUGUUCAUUCAAGAUUCACCGAGACAGAGUAAUGAAGAUUUGAAUUUUGAAUGGGAAGACCCACAAGAUGAACUGUGUGAUAGUGAAGAAAACAUUCAGUUAGAUUGGCUUCUUACAAAAUACUAUGACAAAUCUAAAGAACAGUUUCCAGUACCAGAUUUGAAAGGGGUUUCAGAAAAUAAGAAGAAAGUUAUUGAAAAUGAUAACAACUUUGGGAAUAAUAUUCAAGAAGAGAACUUGAUAACUUUUAAGGACACAAAUGAGCAAACCAAUGAAAACUUCUCAACCCCAUUUUUGAGUAUGCCUGAUCUAGAACCUGAACCAAAUGAGGAAAAAACUGGUAUAGAGUUACUGGCAGAGUUCAAUAUUGGUCAUGAUCCCGAUCAAAGUGUUAUAAGAGAUGUAAACCAAAAUAAAGAAAGAGAGCAAAUCUCAUUGAAUUGUGUUCUACCAUCAAUAAGCAAUGAUGAUGUUUCUAUAGAGAAAGACAAUGAGACCUUAAACCACUACAAUGGUGAAUGGGACCAAAUGUUUAAUGAUAUUAUGAUUAGUAAAGUAAAUAACCAAGAUAGUGGCUCAGAAUUAAAGGAAUUGUACUCUCAAAUUUCAAGAACUAUUGAUUUACUUAAUGAUUAA
This is a messenger RNA of Diatraea saccharalis (sugarcane borer), 834 nucleotides long. The record is from the annotation of a GenBank genome assembly. Lineage: Eukaryota; Metazoa; Arthropoda; Insecta; Lepidoptera; Crambidae.